ACGCUGCUUUGCAACUUCUCGUAAGAAUUUACAAAGUUGAACAGCUGAUAAGAAUAAAUAAUUAUGUAUAUUCACUGUGUACGUGUAAAAUCAUUUAUAAUGAGAUAUUUAGUGUUCAUAGUGAGUAUUAGUGGAGAUCUUCUGAUCAGUGACGUUUGUUGAAUAAAGUGCAGUUCUCAACUGGACUUUGUAAACAACAUAACCUCAAAGUGUAAACAAAGUUGUUAGAAAUGACGAUGGCGGUGGAAGGCGUCAUGGUGUCGUACAACUACUCUGAGGACGGCGAGCUGGCCAACAUCCUCACCGUCGCUGCAUCAGGGAUUAAGUUCUCCAACAGAUGGGUGCUCACCCAUGGGUCUAUACUGUCGCCAUUGAAACAAGUAAACGCAAUCCAAAACGCGAAAGGCAAGCCGAUCCUCAGCGAUGAAUUCUAUGACAACCUUCCGGAGAUCCACGUCACAUGUGAGAAGGAGCAGUCAAAAGCCCCUAACCUGUACGAGGGGGUGGAGCGACUGAGCAGGGAAAGGAGCCUGGAUAAUGAUGCUGAUGAUGAACACAGCAGCUAUCAGAUCAGGGUGCUCACUGGCAGAAUCUGCCACGUGUGGCAGUGUCCGAUCCUGGAGCGGUGCGUGGCAGACAUCCUGUACAGCUGGACAGUGGGCUAUAGAGACGGGGAUAUUGAGAAGCAGACGCAGCUUGGCAAGGCGUUGCUCUCUGUGUUCGUACUCGUCGACUUGGAGAGCGAGAACAGAGGUCUGAAGACACUAAGACCUCUAUCAGAGCUAUUUGACAUGGUUCGACCGCCUCCAGGGAGAGGGUCCACGGUAGAAGUGCACUCGACACCGUUUGGUUGCGAGGUAUUUCUUAACGCAGUGACGAGAGGGACGGUGUGCGGAGUGGUUGGUAAAAGACCAUCCUUGCUGCUUACAGACGCGGCUACUGCACUCGGCUCUGAAGGAGGACCCGUCUUCACUGAGGGACCUACUGGGUCGCUGUGGGGCGCGGUGGUGUGCAGCGUGUCAUGGUGGCGCGGGGAGUGGGUGGGGCUGACUCUAACGGCGCCCCUGGUGUCCGUGCUGGCUGCUAAGCUGAGGGUCACGCCGCCAGCUAUCAAUAGGCCGAUGCCGACCAGUCCGCAUAAGGAGAUAUUGGAUCGUAUAGACAAAACAACAGUAUUGGUGCGAUGCGGCGCGGCGUGGGGCGCUGGGUUGUACUUGGGUGGUGGAUACGUAGUGACCUGCGCUCAUGUCGUCAAAAAUUACGGUACCUACAAAAUCUCGCUGUACUGCCAAGGAGUGAAAGAGACGGCGAUAGUUCGCUACAAGACAGCCGAUGACAAAGCGUAUGACCUAGCUCUACUUUACACCAACCCGCAAUAUUGGAACCAAUUGAUACCCGCUGAGUUUGCCGAUGAGCCCGCUGAAAAAGGAGAAUCAGUGCUGGCAGCUGGCUACCCGUACUUCAACGAGACCAACCUUGAGGACUUGAAGCCCACAGUCACCUCGGGACACAUCAAUAACGCGUCGCCAUCUAUGAUACAGACCUCUUGCUGCGUACAGUCCGGGUUCAGUGGCGGUCCAAUAUUCCGGCUGACGAAGACCAACUCAGUGGAGGUGCUGGGCAUUAUCGUGAGCAACGCCAAGACAGAGACCGGCGCCUGCUACCCGUACAUCAACAUGGCCGUGCCCACGCGCGCCUUCAUACAUCUCCUGCACAACUUCAUGCAGGACAAAGAUGCUGGUAAGCUGAGAAUCAUAGAAAAUGACAAAGAAAUAGUCCAGUCACAGUGGCGAUUGAUGCCAUACCGAUCAAAAAUAUGAAGAAGUAUUCUACCUAACCCACUAGGGACUCAGUGUGAUGAUGAGUGAAAGUGUAAUAAAGGUUAUACAGGGAAACUAAUUCUAUAAAUGGUUGAAAAUUGUGAUAGUUAAAAUGACAAUGGCUCCGAUUCCUACAGACACCUGAUUUUAUUUUAAGUUAUACCUGUCAUUUUCUUAUCCACCGAAGGGACGAUGACAGCUGCUAAUUUUAAAAUGAAUGUGUGAAUGAAUGAAUAACCCGGGCGAAUCGAAUAAGUAUUUCACUGGUAUGCAAACCGUUUGAAGUCUGCUGUCAAGUAAAUUCUGUCGGGUUAUUGACUAAUGUAAUUUUUUUUUAAUUGACGAGUGUUCCAUAUAUUUUAUACCUGUCGAUUACCCGUCCCUUUCCUUUUCGGCGGAUAAGAAAAUGACAGGUAUAACUUAAAAGAAACGUAGAUGGUAUGUACUGAAAUAACAGCACCAAUGUUUUUGUACAUAAAUUAUUGUGUUAGUUUCUAUAUUUAAUUAGAGGUACAUAUUAUAUAUUGUGAUAUAUAAAGGGAAAA
Molecule: messenger RNA, 2365 nt
Organism: Pectinophora gossypiella (pink bollworm)
Lineage: Eukaryota; Metazoa; Arthropoda; Insecta; Lepidoptera; Gelechiidae
Product: peroxisomal leader peptide-processing protease
Exons: 12
Coding region: 231-1820 (529 amino acids)
Biological process (GO): protein processing; regulation of fatty acid beta-oxidation
Cellular component (GO): peroxisome
Molecular function (GO): serine-type endopeptidase activity
Source: RefSeq, a predicted model, not a curated record